Macrosteles quadrilineatus (aster leafhopper) is the source of this 15305-nucleotide messenger RNA. RefSeq names its product histone-lysine N-methyltransferase 2D-like. The coding region runs from base 129 to 14411 and encodes 4760 amino acids. Gene Ontology annotation, biological process: positive regulation of transcription by RNA polymerase II. The record is from RefSeq and is a predicted model, not a curated record. Gene Ontology annotation, molecular function: transcription coactivator activity; histone binding; histone H3K4 methyltransferase activity. The transcript has 70 exons. Lineage: Eukaryota; Metazoa; Arthropoda; Insecta; Hemiptera; Cicadellidae. Gene Ontology annotation, cellular component: nucleus; MLL3/4 complex.
AUAGCAAUAUCGCCGGUAAUGGGAAUGAUAAUUGAGGUUUAUCAUUGUAUAUUUAUAUCAUUGAUUUUUAAUAAUUUAUAACCAAGGAUAACAAAUUUAAAGGCCAUCAUAUAACAGUGCAAUAACUAAUGGAUGAAAUUAAGCAAACAAAUGAAGAAGAAAUUGACGUUGUCGACUCAGAAGAUGCGGAAGAAGAAGAAGAAGAGGAGGAGGAGGACCUGGGAGCUUCGCCCCUCGGCGACCAUGGCAGCCUUAUGAUGGCUCUAGCCUCGACCAAUGCUUUGCCAUACGAGGGACUGGCUUCACCCUUACGACUGACUGCAGGGACAGGCAAGCCUCUGAAUCUCAAGAGGGGUAGGGGCCGACCAGCUGGCCGUACGGGCGAGUCUAAGCUCAAGAAACCACUCGGCCUCAAACUGAAGAGAUGGAAAGGUGGUGUAUAUGUUCCAUCUGACAAGUCCCCCCGUCAUUCGCUGGAUGGAGAUGAGAGCCCCGCACACAGCUCAGAGCCAAGCACCCCUGCCACCCCUACCACUACAGCCUCUACCCCUGGAGAUGACAAGCUGUUGGCCCCACCCUCACAGGACGAUCCGCCGUACUUCGCUGAGACCUGGCCUGGGAAGGUGUGUGUGCUCUGUAACCUAGGCGAACGGUCACAGCUGGGCCAAGGAGAGAUGUUAAGACUCGCUUGUCAGGAAGGGUUUGUGCCUCAACGCCCCACCACACCGGGGUUUGUCUCUCCCACCACCGAACAGGAAGAUGUUACUGGCCCAGACAAGAGUCCCCGCACUCCUGCACUUAGCUGCCGUCGUCAAAAGAACUGGGCCAAGUGCAGGAAUGUGGUACUCAGUGGUCAGGAACCUUUGGAUGAACUCAGCAUCAUCGGCUACACUGAGGAACCGGAUCUAGUCAGCUUAUUCGAAAAUGCAGUCAGCCAAUGGCAUGUUUAUAUCCAUGAAAAUUGUGCGCUGUGGAGCCUCGGUGUAAGUCGUCCGACGGAUGCCGAUUUUCAAACAAUUGGACAGAUUGUGGUGUCGGCGGUUUGUCGCAAAUGCUCAUACUGUGGUAGACUCGGCGCUAGUGUUUCUUGUACCUUCAACAACUGUCAGAGAGCUCUACACCAUCCCUGUGCAGGAGCCUCCGGUGCCUUCCAAGACUCCAAGAGCUACAGCCUUGUGUGCAAUCUUCACUUGGACCAAGUCUCACUCAUGCCUGGUCUCGGAGACGUGACGUGCAUGAGCUGUUUCUCCCUGGGAGAUGUUCGGAACCUGACAAUGUGCUCUAACUGCGGUAACCAUUACCAUGGGAGCUGUGUCGGCCUCGCUUUGUUACCAGGUGUCCGCGCAGGCUGGCAGUGUCAGGACUGUCGUAUCUGUCAGAUCUGCAGACAGCCUGAGGACAGCAAAGUCAUGUUGUGUGAGACAUGUGACAAGGCCUACCAUCCACACUGCCUUCGGCCCGUAGUCGCCACAAUACCCAAGUACGGCUGGAAAUGCAAGUGUUGCCGCGUGUGCAGUGACUGUGGCUCUCGUACGCCGGGUGCCGGCCAAAGUUCACGUUGGCACGCUCACUACACGGUGUGCGACUCUUGCUACCAACAGCGUAACAAGGGAUUCUCCUGUCCUUUGUGUCGAAGAGCCUAUCGCGCAGCUGCGUACAGAGAAAUGGUCCAGUGUAGCAAGUGUAAAAGGUUUGUCCACGGAACAUGCGACCCUGAUGCAGAUCUCGUUACAUACCAGCAACGCAAAGAAUCUGCUCCUGAAUACGAAUACAUAUGCCUUAACUGUAAAAAUGAACCAAAGAAACGGAAAGACAGCCUUGAUGACUUUUGCAUGGAUUCUAACAUGAGCGCUUCACAAGAGUCACUCGUAUUGGAUGAAUUUGAUUUUGACUACGAGAAGGAGGGCUAUGGAAUGGGAAAGGGCAAGCCUUUUUGUGCCAGUAAAAUAGCAAAGAAAAAGUUAGGUCUUGGAUAUCCUGGGCCAGGAAGACCAGGCAAGUUAGGCAAGAUGAGUGGCAUAACCUCCGCACUGAUGAUGAACUACCAGAAGAAACAGCAGAGGUUCAAUGAGUUUGGUCGCAAACGGAUGCCCAAGUCUAAAAUGAGAGGCAUUUUUGGUGUCCCAGGAUUAGGACUUCAGAAACCCCAGGCAGACAACACCAAAGACAAGGUGGCAGCAGACGACGACACGAGUGACAACAAGCUUGUUUUGUGUUCUGCCAAGGACAAGUUUGUGUUAUCUCAGGACUCUUGUGUUAUGUGUGGUGCGCUCGGAACUGACCAGGAGGGCUGCCUUAUCACUUGCGCUCAGUGUGGCCAGUGUUACCACCCUUACUGUGCUAAUGUCAAGGUUACCAAGGUGAUACUACAGCGAGGGUGGAGGUGCCUGGACUGUACUGUGUGUGAAGGGUGCGGCCAACGUAAUGAUGAAGCUAGACUGCUGCUUUGUGACGACUGUGACAUAUCUUACCACAUCUACUGCAUGAAUCCUCCCCUCACCUACGUGCCUAGAGGGACUUGGAAGUGUAAAUGGUGUGCUCAGUGCCUGACAUGUGGCUCGAGUGAGCCCGGAGUUAGCUCGUCUUGGCUCAAAAACUACACGGAGUGUGGUCCAUGCGGGUCUCGUACUCAGUGUCCCUCCUGCAGUCAACCCUACGUAGAGUCAGAACUGAUCAUUAAGUGCAUUCAAUGUGACAGGUGGUUCCACUGUAUGUGUGACAACAUUCAGACAGAAGAAGAAGCUGACAUGUGUGCUGAGGAUGGUUAUCGUUGUAUGAUCUGUCGACCCAAGGAUGUCAAGUUGCCUCAUCUUCUAGCAGGACCUCUCAAUAGGCCUUCCAACACCCCUACACGAUCUGACAGUCCAGAGUUCACCAAGAGCAGUGAGGGUGAUUUCUACAUGGUGGAUGGUGUUCGGCUGUCAGAGAGCGGAAUGUAUCAGAUCAGAGCCUUGACUAUGGAGCAGCAGUCUCAGCCACGUCGCCGCAGACCUAACAGCCGCAGACAAGGCAGUUCUGCGGACAUUCUUGCCACUAUAGAGUCUGUCAUUGCUGGAGGCACAAACUACGCUGAUGACGAUGGAGACGGAGAUGAGGAAGCAGCUCCAGAGAAGGUGUACCGGGAAGGGAUGCCAGUGUUCCCUCGGGCUGAUGGGCGACCCCCUGAGCCACCGGAGGGGUUCACUAUCUAUACCACCGAGUCAGGAGCCAUGGUUCUGCGACGCAAGAGGGUCCGCAAUCUGCAGAGGCUGGGAAUCGGAGGGUUUAAUGCAAGAUUACGACAAACUCGAGUGAAAGACCGUGAAGAAGUUUGUGACGGCGAAACAAUGACUGAAUCCGUCAUGAUGUCUCACGAAGAUAAGCCACGAAGGAAACCUCAGCGGAGAAAACCUAAGAGCAAGCUGGCGGAAAACUAUCCCUCUUACCUUCAGGAGGCGUUCUUUGGGCGAGACUUACUGGACACGAGCAAGGUUUGUGGCCAAGAUCUGAACAGCAGUAGUGAUGAGGGCGAAGAUAAGGUGACGACUGAUAAGACAAUCACACUGUCUCAAGAUGAACUCAAGGUCAUUGAACAGAUGAAGGUCAAACAAGAGCAGCAAGAUAAGAAAACCUCUCCAAAUAAGGAGGAGGAUUCUGGUAGUGAUGCUGAAGCUUUAAAAGACAUUUUGAGACUUCCGGACAAUCUUCUGGACACUGAAUUGGUCAAUACAAUAAUGACAGAAACUAGUGCUGAUAUGAAGACUGAAGAAAACCUAAUGAGUGAAUCAGAAGAGCGUGCAACCAGCGGAAGUGGAAAGGACGAACUAAGUGAUAUUUUAGGACCUCAUUUCAAUCUUGUCAACAUGGUUCGUCAAACAGGUUUGCCCAACAUGGACUGCAAGGAUGUGGAGGAGAUAUUCAAGGGAGUUCUAACAGAGGAGCCUCAUGUCCCUGAGUACAACCAGCAGCAACCAUCAGUCCUGACUGCUGCACCACCCCCUCCAUCACCAUCAGUUAUUCAGAGACCAGCUCUGCCUCAUCCUAACAUGGCAACUCAAGUUACCAUCCCCGGGUCUACCAACUACCACCCAGAAUACAACAACACCCCGCAGUUCAACCCAUUAUUUGGCGAGUGGCUAGAUGACUUUCAGUUCACCCAGGCCAACUUGUUGUACAUGGAGGCAGAUGAAGGACUCGGCGCUGGGGCGACCAUCGCACCUGUACUCUUCUCUAACAUCAUCCAUCCAGAGUGGAAGAAGGAUAUCCCAUUGUUUACCGAGAGAAGCAAACAUGUUGUGAAGGUGUGGCGUAGCCUGACACAUGAACAGCGAGUGCCUUAUCUUCAGCAGGCUAGGGAGAAUCGCAUGCUCCGCUUGCAUGCGCAACACAAGAAAGCCCAGAUUGUGAAGGAAACUCCUGCUGUGAUAUCUACUCCUCGCAGCAAGUCUCCACAAGGAUCAGAGGAACAGGAUAAGCUGCAACAGGCGAAGAGUGUGAGGGAAGCGGAACAGGAACGACAGUGGAAACAGCUGCAAGCUCUUAGACAACAACAGGCUCAACAACAACAACAGAUGAUGCAGGAUCAGAGAGUGCAAGCCACACAACGAGUUCGCCAACUCACCGCAGAUCAAGUAGUAACCCUGCCCAGCGAUGCACAAUCACCUGUUAAUCCUCAGCAGGUGCCUAGGAUGGUAGGGCCUACUGGCUAUAUCAGAGCUCCAUUCCCACACGCUGGGGCUCGGACCAUGAACCCAGAAAUGAGCCGCCAACUUCGUGACUUGCUGCAGAGACAGCAGAUCAAAACCAAAUUGGAGUCAGAUAGGCCUUGGGGUCAAGAAGACGGCAUUGUCGGAGGUGACUCGCAAGCCGGUACACAGACUGGGCCUGGGUUUGAUGGAGCCAGUCCUGCUACGUUCAGACACCCGCUGCCCCCCAACAUGGCCCCUCGCCCUGCCACUCCUCGUCUACCUUUGACUCAGACACAGAUGAUCAUACGGACACCUCGGCUCCCCUCUCAACUGCCCAACGCUAACCUCUCAACAGAUCCUAGAGGACAGGGAGUCGACGCAAGAGUCAGAUUGUUACUACAACAGAGACCUGGCUUCCCAUCUGCCCAAAUGAUGAGACUAGCGACUCCUAGAAAUCCUCUUGAUCCUUAUGAUCAUUUGGUCCAGCGCCCGCCCUUCUCAGAUGGGAACAUUCGUCCGCCAGGAGAUGCUACGAGGCUAGUCACUCCUUCACCUGCUGAUCCUCAACGUUUAGCAGCAGGAGAGAGAGCCGGGGUGGGAGAAGAGAUUCCCGAGUCUGUGACUGCAGAGCUGGAGAAGUUGGAGCAAGAGGAGGGUAGUGGAGCCUUGGCUGAAGUGGAAGGUGUCAAUGCUAUACUAGGAGAUUUGGUUGAGGAUGAUGACGAACUGCUGGCUGAAAUGGGAGCUGAUUUCAACAUUCUCGAAUAUGCCGACCCCGAGUUGGAUAAAGUUGGAGGAGGAGAAAAGACAAAUAUUUUUGAUGUAGAUGAGUUUGAAGAGGAAGACUCAAAGAAAGAUACAGCAGCAAAUAACAGAAACGAGAAGAAAGAAGUGGAGCCGGAAUCACAAUCUGACAAACCUGUUGCUACCACACAAGCCAAACCUGCUGACCCAACCAUAGCCAAGAGUUUGACGGUGACGGUUGAACAACCAGUUGGCACUUCAACCACCCAGACCGUUACCACUCCAACUACCCAGCCUCCGCCUGGAGCAAUGUUACCUCAGACUCCUGCAGGAGUAGCCUUCUCUCCGACCUUCUCCACCGUCACCUCUGUCCAAGGCAUUCCUCGACUGCAAAACAUCAACCAAGUGGUGACAACACAACAAAGGCUACAGCAGUUGCAUCGCCAUGUGUUAGGCGUGGGUGUAGGGGGUGUUUCUCCAAGACCUCUGCCCGCCAAUGCUCCUCCGCAGGCUCCACCCCGUCUACCACCGCCAUACCCGGGGCCUCCACCACCCUACCCUGGGCAAAUACAACAGGAGCAGCCCCUGCUGCUCGAAGACCUGCUGGAACAAGAGAAGAGAGAACAAGAGAAGCAGCAGGCCGGGGUGACUGUGGGGACGGCGGGGGUAGAACCUCCGGCCCCGACACCCCCGCAGUCAUUGCUCAGUGAUGCUGAUUUUGAACGACUCAGGGCUGAUGUAUUAGGCACCGCUACCAAUGUCGGGGCUUCCCCUCCACAUUCCAUACCAACUCAAGGCAUGUUGGUGAGGCCAGGGUACAUGCCUCCACGACCACCUUCACAGCCUCCUCAAUGGCAGCAAGGUCCUCCUAGAACACCAGCACCAAUCACGCCCCCAGGUGAAACAGGUCUGCGAGUGCCGUUGUUCAACGCUCAGGUUCUACCCUCCCCACCACCCCCUCCAGAUGUGAUCUCUACCGAGGAGGACAGACGGGCUCAGCUGACGUACGAGACAUGGCUCAACAAUCAGAACCAGCUUGUCACACAGCAGCUCAAGUACUACGAGACCGAGGUGCUAAAGUUACGCAAAAUACGCAAGAGCCUUAACAGUAAACAGCGUCAGUUGCGGAAGAACGGCAAUGAGCUUGCGGAGAAUGAUGCAAUGGAGUUGCAACGAGUGACGUCAGAGCAACAAGUUUUGCAGAAACAACUUGAGUCAUCAAGAAAACAGUCUCGCCAACAUAACAUGCUCAUGCAGGAGUACCGGACAAAACAGCAGAACAAGGGCAGAGUUGUGGGUCUUCACUCACCCAGCCCCGCAGUAUCUCCACAAUCACCACAGCAAAGUCCCCGUAUUCCUACCCCUCACUCACAGCAGGGCGAUGAGACGCCGUUCAGUCCGGGUACUCCGUCUCCUCGACCGCCAGUUCCCCCCUCCACUCCCCGUCCUCCGGGAGUCGCAGGAAGUCCGGGAACUGGAGGCUUCUCCCCUCAGGAACAGCAAACUGUCGUCAGACAUGGUGUGGGUGUGGGUGUGUUGACCCAGCCUAGACCUCAGCCCCGAGCCCCCACACAGUUCCUGACUCAAGAUAAACUGAGGAUGUUCACUCCUCAACAACAACAGCAGUUGUUGCUCCAACGACAUCAACAGCUUCAACAGCAACGACAGGCUUUACUGCAACAACAACAGGAGUUGAAUCAGGAGGCUGGAGGUUUAUCAGUGCAACAGAGACAGCUACAGCUGUUUGCACAGCAGAGACAAGCUCUUCAGCAGCAACAAGAGUUACUGACUCAGCAGAUGUCAGACCCCAACAUGUCUCAACAACAAAGACAACAGCUCAUGCAGCAACGACAAGCUCUGCUGCAGCAGACUCAAGAGCUGGCUAAUUCACAGACCGCUGUGGAUCUUGCUAGACUACAAAUGAUCCAAAGACAGCAGCAGUUCAAUAGACAACAAAUGCUUGGCAAGACCCAACAGAGUCCCAGUAGAAGUCCCAUGGGACAGUUCGGACAGACUUCCCCGAUGCCUCAGCAUUUCUCUAAUGCCACCAGCCCAAUGCCCCCUCAAAGCCCUCAAUUCCAAGGGUCUUCUCCAAUGCAUCCUCAGAGUCCCAUGAUUAAUCAGCUUCAGGCCAACUCUUCGCCUAUGAUGCCCCAAAGUCCGAUGCAAAACCAAAAUAAUUCCCAGUUUCAACAAAAUACUUCAUCUCCACAUCCACAAUCUCCGAUGGUUCAGUAUUCUAAUCAACCUCCCAACUCUCCAAUUCAUCCUUUAAGCCCACGGGUACAACAGAAUUAUCAACCCCAGAGUCCGAUUACUACUCCCCAGUCACCGAUGAUUCAGUCUCAAAACUAUCAUCAAACUCCCAACUCUCCCAUGACUGGAGCCCAUCACUUUAGUCAACCGAGUUCCCCGAGACCACCCCAAAGUCCCAGAGUACAAUCGGGAGGACAGUUCCAACCCCCGAGUUCUCCCAUGAGUCCGCAUAUCCAGCAAGGUCAAUUUGUUCACAGACCUAACUCUCCCAUUAGAAGCCCAAUGCCUCCAGUGUCUCCAAUGCCCAUGAGAAGGCCUUCGAGCACUGGCGAAAGCCAGAACUCUUCUCCCAGAACCGGUGGGCAUGACCAACAAGAACAGAAUUCUGGGGGUGGAGGAGGUAAUCAGCAUAUAAACAUGAUCCCUGCUCCUCCGGGACUAUUUGGUGGUAGAUUUGGUUACAUAAAGUUAGGACUCAGAGGAGGAUCUCCGAUGUGGGGAGGUGGAGGAGAAAGAACCCCGCCUAAGAGGCCCUCAGCUGUGAUAAAAACCGGUGAGGGGCCAAAGAAGGAUCAAUCUCCUGCAAAAGUAGUUAGCAUGCAGUACGAAUAUGAAGAUGAAUCAGAUAGAUCUUCACCUUCUACAUCUAAAUCUCCUCAAAAGAAAAAUUCUAGUCUUGAUUCUGGCAUGGGCUCUCAAGAGACUAUAAAAACUGAUGAUAAUGAAUCUACUGUUUAUGAUGACAUUGUUCUAGUUGACAACGAAACAAAUUUGGAAGUGGAGGAAUUGCAAUCUUCUUUGCAAGGAAAUGUCAUGACCAUGCCUAUGGUUAUAGAUGGUGGACAUCUCCAAGUUACAGAAAUGAACUUAGAAUCCGAAAAUGUGGAUGGUGUAUUAGACGACUGCCUUGUUUCCUCAACGAAUUUGGUAGUACUUGAUGUCGAUCGGUCCGGUUCAGGGGAGGAGAAUGAAUCUUGUCUCAUAGAAAUGGUUGAUAAAGACGGAUGUGAAUCAGUCCAAGAAGAUCUUUCUAUUUUGGAAGAAGACUUAGCUGAAGCUGAAUCAAAAGAGGAUGAGAGUGACGUGAUUGAGAUGAUGGAAGAAAGUAUGUCUCCUCCUGUUGGUAGAAAAAGACUGGUUGGAAAAGUUUUACCAGGUGAAUCCUUGAAAAAACUUCAGGAGAAAAGAGAUAGUACUACAGACACGCCUGAUUCACCAGAUCAGGAAGAAGGAAAUAACGACCACUCCCCUGAUACCUUAUCUGAAGCAGAUAAUGAAAUAGUCUCAACAACUUUUGAGAAAACCGAACCUGCAACAUCAACUCUACCUGAACAAAACAAAGAUGACAAAGAUAGGUCAGAAACAGUUAAACAAGUGUUUCCCUUAGUGUUACCAUCCAGUACUCAAAUACCUCCCUCGAGUGCUCACCAGGCUAAUAUCGGUAUCCCUGGUCUAACUAGACCAGCUGUGUCUUACCCCAGUUAUCCUAGGGGAGUUCCUAGGCAUGUUUUCCCUUUGAUCAAAGCAGAUGGGAGAUCAGUAAUAGCUGUCCAGCAAGCAACAGUAGCCAAUUUAGUACAAGAUGCCGUGAAUGCUGCUAAACUAGCUGCUGAAAAGAAGCAAUUUCCUCAAGGAGUAUCGAUUGCUGGAAACUUGAUUCCUACCUUGAUUUCAACACCUUCGACAAUACCUUCUCUUGGAGUCGUAAGUACCACAGGGACCACCCUAAUAGCUCCGCCAAGAAUGUCUGUGCCUUUUUCAUCUUCUGCGAGAAUAACAAACACGGGAUCUUCAUCUUCAAACACUCACUAUAUGCCCAUAUUGUCACAAGCUGGUGGUUUAUUAAAGAUAGAAGUUAUAAAUCAAAAGAUUGAUUCAAACGAGAAUGAUAAGAAUGUUUUGAAAUCAUUUCCUGCCUCUGUUACCAGACAACCUAGUGUCUCUGAGAUUCCUGAAGGAUUUCAGAAACAUUUUGUCGAUAGUGUCGCUCAAGCUCAAAAUAUGAAUAGACCUGAAGAAAAAGUCAAAUCCGAAAUGCCUCCUGGACCUCACCCUACCAAAGCACACAGUUAUAGUAAAAUUCUUUUAGCUUCAAAUGAGCCUCAGUCCAUGAGAACAUCUGAAGCUUCUGAGGUUAGAAGAUCAGAUAUUCCAUCAAGUCAAAGUAACACAAUCCAAAACUUCAGUUCUGAUGGUGUCAGACAUCCGGGUGUUAUCUGUAACAAAAGCUUAACAACUACUCAGCAAUCUUCUGUGAUCACUCAAGUCAGCGUUAUCAGUGAGGGAAAAACAACACAACCGGAAGAAACAACUAACAUCGGCUCUAGUAUUUUGGAAGCCCAAUUGACUGCUUCUACUCGAGAAGACGUUGUAGUUCCAAGAAAUCCUGCUGUGAGCUCCCCUUCAAAGACGUUAUUCUCUUUUCUAGACCACAUGAGAGAAAUGAAUAAAGAGCAUGCCAAAGAUUCUCAGAGUGGUAGUUUGAAUUUGACGGAUAUGUCUGUAACUUAUGACAAUAACAAAGUUCACCCAGAAAGCCUGACUUUGUACCGGGCCAGUGAGACUGUGAUGAAUCAAAGCAACAUAUCUCAACUUGUCAAAAGCCAAAGUCAGAUGACUGGAGAUGUAAAAUUGCCAGUCUCUGUAAUGACCCAUCAAGAAGCGGCAGCUCAGCCAGCUAUCAGACGGAUCGGUAAUAUAUAUGUGCAUCAGAACAUCAAGACAGACGAGAAAGAAAUCCCAGAUGGAAAUCAGAGAAACACUGUUGUAUAUUCAGACCAGAUGCCAAGACCGAUAUUGGAAAUGACCCAAACAAUUAAACAAGAAAUAAGACCCCCUACAAAUAUCUCUGAUCUUUUUCGUCAAAAGCAGCCUUUCUACGAUCAGAAACCCGUCGUAAGUCAACAACAAGAAACAGAACCUGUAAACUACUCUUCGAGUUCUACAAUUACCAGCAACAAAGUAGUUCCAACAAGGCUAGGAGAGCUGAUAAGUGGAGGAACUAAUGUUCACGCACAUAUUGAACGUCGUCUCUCAGAUAUGAAUAUGUCGAGGACCCAUCAACAACCACAAAUGGAAAAUCUUCAACAGAAAGUAGUAUCAAGCUCAGAAGCAAACCCUGUGUUUCUCACUGGUCUACAAAGGGACUCAAAGGAUGGCUCCUCACAAUUCAUUCCUUUGUCAUCUAUCCUAACGCCUAAGACAGAGCCAGAUGAUAAAAGGAUUGGUCCAGGAGGUAGAAUUACGGAUGAUUCGCAGAAUGUGUUGCUGAAGCAGCUGUUGCAAAACACAGCGUGUGCAACAACUUGUGCUACCACAACUACAGCUGUUAACACUGUUGCACCUGAACCCCCGACACCCCCACCACCGCCACCUCAACCGCUGCCAAUACGCACUCAGCAGACGUUGCCGAUGCAAGUUCAAGAACCUCGUAGAAUGUCAACAGACACUCCCACUUCUACUUUGGAUGAACUGCUCUCUCCCACUAGUCCUGCCAUCAAGAGAGAGCCGCUACUCACCCCUGCUCAGAUCAAGCGUGAACCCAUGACAGGGCCUCCACCCCAGGCCAGUCCCAUUCCACCAGCACCCGUCAUGGUCGAGGUCAAGAAAGAAGUCAUGUCCUCUGAUGAGAUGAUCUCUCCUGGUAUACGCACCAUGGACCCCAUGGAUACUGGAGCAAUGGACCAUUCAUCCAGCAUGCCUCUAGACCCCCAAGAUCUCAAGAAGUUAAAGCGACGUCAGUACCAACAGAAACGAAGGCAAAGUCAAGGCAAGGAUGGUCUCACUCCCAAAAAGAGACCAAGAAAGAGCUCUAAAAUGGAAGAGGACUAUGACUCGUUCAUUGACUCGCUCAUGGCUCAGCUUCGUCAGUCGCCAGCGAUGUCUGUCUUGGAGCCGAGUUUGAGUCGUAACUUCUCUGUCUGUCCAAUCUUCGGCUCUGGCGAUUUGGCUAAGAUACACUUGAAUUCCCGCACAGGUGAGCUGAAAGGUAGUUAUGGCAAUGCCAUGUACAAUGACACAGACCACUACAACACUGUGCCGUAUGGGGAACUGCUACCUCACCCUCCCCCCUCCACGCCUUCUACGCAGCGAGGCUUCUACAAUGAGGAGUUCUCUCCUCUGCGACUUGACUCUUGUAAAGAUGAUUUUGAUGAUCGAAAGCAUGAACUGAACAGAGAUCGAGACAAUGAUACUCCUGACACCAUCGUCAGCUCAUCUUCUCCUGAACUCGUGGUUCCGGAACCUUUCAUCAGAUAUCCAGGUCUCCGGUUGAUUGAUGAAGAUGAUUCGGAAGAAGAGCAGAAGAUGUAUCGAAGGUCUCCGAUCAUCCCUAUUGUUAUUCCAACAGCAAUCAAACCUCGGGAGCGGCUUAUCAGUGAAAUGGACAAGGAAAAUGCUUUCAGAGAGAACUCUCUGAUAAAAUCCCGUGUUUCACCUUCUGUGCCUCUGAAAGACUCGGCUAAUGUAACAGUGACCCUGACCUUGACCUCGUCUGCAGCAGAUGAUGUCCUCGGUGUUCUUCGUAAUCUAGCAAACAUUCUACGUAUCCCAGCCCCGACUGCAUAUCACAUCACUGAGCGAACUGUCACCCCGCCAAGCCACAAGUUGGGGUUGUACAGAACCAAAGGCAAAGAUGGAAAGGAGGGUGCUCCAGUGGAUAUCCAAAGCAUCUUGAACGGAGAAGCCAAGUUCUGCAGACAUUGUGAUGUCAUCAUCCUUAACAACUUGAUUCGUAAGAAGGCCUCUGAGAUGCCGUUCCUGGCUCGUGAGGAUGGAACGGAGGAUUUGUACUUCUGCAGCACAGUUUGCUACAUGCAGAUAGCCUUGGCUCAACAUACCCCAGCCAUUACGCAAGAUAAGGCUGCAGCCGUUGUGGACCACCUGUCUCAGUCGGAUCCGGCCCCAGCCAAGAAGGCAAGACUUUCUGUGGAUGAGAUCAAAAAGAAAAUCAAACAAGAGAUCAAAGAGGAACCGACUUUCAAGACUGAGAUAAACCUGAGGCCAGAAACUAUAAAGGAAGAAGCAGCUGUGGUUGUGAAAGAGAAACCAAAACUGAAGGGGAUAAAAUAUCGAGUUUUCAACAGCAAUUCCAUUCCUCCCCCAGCUAAUAAGUUCAAGCGGCCGUCUGACAAAGAAAUGACUGAGAUGUUGUUCCGCAUGGGGAUCACAGUGAUGCCUCCCAAGCUGCCUGAUGACACCAGAGUUUGCUUGUUCUGUCAUCAGAUCGGUGACGGAGUAGCAGACGGACCAGCAAGAUUACUCAACUAUGAUGUUGACAAGUGGGUCCAUUUGAACUGCGCGUUGUGGUCAGACGAAGUCUACGAGACUGUCAACGGAGCUCUGAUGAACGUAGAGACUGUGCUGCAACAGAGUCUGACGGCUACUUGUGCUCUUUGUGGUCGAACUGGAGCCACACUCAAGUGCUACAAACUGCGCUGCUCUGUCAUGUACCACCUGCCUUGUGCCAUCAAGGACCAAUGUGUAUUUUAUAAGAACAAGACAAUCUACUGCAACUUGCACGUAAGCAAGACUGAAAAGAAUAACGAACUGACAACUUUGGCUGUGAUGCGACGAGUGUAUGUGAACCGAGACGAGAACAGACAAGUGGCGAGUGUCAUGUACCAUACAGAACACAACUAUGUGAUGAGGGUUGGCUCGUUGAUACUGCUUAACUUAGGUCAACUACUUCCUCAUCAGCUACAGGCCUUCCACACCAAAGACUACAUCUACCCGAUAGGCUACAAGAUUGUUCGUUUCUAUUGGAGUAUGAGGGUGAACAACAAGCGUUGUCGCUACAUUUGCUCCAUUCACGAGGCCAAUGGCAGACCCGAGUUCCGAGUGCUGAUCCAAGAGCCUGGUCAGGAGGACAUUGAGUUGCGUGAUACGUCAGCGCGUGCUGUGUGGGUCCGAGUGCUUGAGCCGCUGGUGGCCCUUCGCAAGGCCAACAAUAGUGUUCAGGUGUUCCCACGCUACGUCAGCGGAGAAGAUCUCUUUGGUCUCACUGAACCAGCCAUCGUCAGAGUUUUGGAGAGCAUGCCAGGGGUGGAGACACUGAUAGACUACAGGUUUAAGUACGGACGCAAUCCUCUGCUAGAGCUGCCUCUCGCCAUCAAUCCCAGCGGAUGUGCAAGGUGCGAAGCAAAACCCAAAGGACAGGAGAAAUGGAAGAGGGCUCACACCCAGCGAACCACGAAUGCAAGUCAACGUAGCAACUAUGCGGCAACUACGAGUGCAGUCGGAGAGGCGUUCAGUCCCUACAGCAAACAGUUUGUCCACUCCAAGAGUUCACAGUACAAGAAGAUGAAGCAGGAAUGGAGGAACAACGUUUACCUGGCCAGAUCCAAGAUCCAAGGCCUGGGACUAUACGCAGCACGAGACAUUGAGAGGUAUACCAUGGUCAUCGAGUACAUCGGUGAGCUUAUACGCACAGAACUGGCCGAGUCUAGGGAAAAGCAAUAUGAAGCUAAGAACCGCGGAAUCUACAUGUUCCGUCUUGACGAGGACAGAGUGAUUGACGCAACGAUAAGUGGAGGCUUGGCGAGAUACAUAAACCAUUCCUGUAACCCCAACUGUGUCGCAGAAAUAGUAGAAGUCGAAAGAGAUGUUCGGAUUAUCAUCUUUGCCAAACGCCGUAUCAACCGUGGAGAAGAGUUGGCUUAUGACUACAAAUUUGACAUAGAAGACGACCAACACAAGAUUCCUUGUAUGUGUGGAGCGCCAAACUGCCGAAAGUGGAUGAACUGAGAUUCUAUGUGCUCAACAGAACCUUAUCACAGGGUCCCAAAAAGCAGAUAUUUUUGUUAUCGAUACGCAAUGAUCAUUUGUGUGUAUAGAUAUUUAUAGGUAUGUUUAAAAGGGAAAUUAUUAUUUGUAAAUACUGGAUCAAUUGUUGUUUUGUUACUAAUUUUUGAAAUCUAUUUUGCCAGUUUUGUACUCAUUUGUAAUGACCCGUUGUUAUCAAAUCCCAGAUAAAUAUGUAUAUAAUAAUGAUCAUUAGAUAAUCAUAUAUCAAUUUAGAAGUAUCUAUUGUUACUGAUCCCAAAUGUAAAUAAUUUAUAUCAAUACCCUGUUUGAUCAUUGAAAAGUCUUUGUAUAGGUACCACUUAUGUGUAAUUUAUGUUUGUGAUUUAUAUUAUAUAUGAGUUAUUAUUUUAUUAUUAUUAUUGAUCAGAUCUCUUAUGUUUUGACGUGUAAAGAAACCUAUAGAUUAUAAUUUAUUAUUGAGUAAGUUGUUAUUUUUCAUAAAGAUUAUAAUUAAAAAUUUACCAACUAAGCAUAAAUUGAAAUUUUAUUUUCGUCACGUUACACAGUAAAUCGGUAGUGUGGCAAAAAUUAUCACAUGCCAUUCACCAGGGAAAGUACUUUUAAUAGUUCUUCCUGGUCUCGUGGAUUUAUAUACUAUGAGAUUUUACUUAAGUUACUAUCAGAUAUUUUUUUGUUUACUGUUGUAAGUUAUUAUGUUUGUGUGCAUAUUAGGAUCACAAUCAAGAUCAUUGACUUAGUAAUAACUUUACCACAACUAUCAGAUAAUUUUCAUUUGUUAUUGUAUAAAUUAAGUUUGUGUGUUGUACAUUUAUAUUAUACUUUAGAUUGUAUGUACUAUUGGUACCUUUAAGGUAGUUUUAAGGUUAUCUGUGA